GUAUAAAGGCUUCUUAAUGAUAGGAAUAAUGAUGCUGGGGCUAACCUCCGUAAAACCAAUUUCCUACUGCAGCUUAGCUUGCAUCUGUAGAGUUAGCUCUUCAUAAAAUCUCUAGCUAAAUUGAAAGAUGACGGAUUUAAAUAAGCCUAACGUAGAAAUCGAACAAGAUGAAACGGAGAAUUUACUUCGUAUGGAUCCAGUUCGCUCCAGUUUCGACGUUGAAACAAGGCCAGUAGAACCGGACACUUUUGCAGGAGAAUCUGUUGUUGAAACUAGAUACACCGGUGGUGAUACAUUAGAUGAACCUAUUCGAGUUACUUUGCUUAACGAAUUUCGAGCAAUUGGCGAAAAACUGAUUUACAUCCUGUAUCCCAAGAACGCCCAAGUGCUAAGAGAUUGGGAUUUGUGGGGUCCUUUAAUAUUUUCUCUUGUUAUUUCGUUGUGCCUUUCUUUACCUGCAUCAAGCUCAGAUCGAGAGUCUAUUUUUACGGUAGUCUUUGCCCUCAUUUGGUUUGGUGAAGCUGUUUGUUCUCUAAAUAUCAAGCUUUUAGGCGCCAACAUUAGCAUUUUCCAGUCUAUUUGUAUCCUUGGCUACUCUUCAUUCCCUCUCGUAAUUUCAUCGGUUGUUUGUGCUUUUAUUGAUCGACUUUAUAUUCGCAUACCUGUUAAUGUAGCUAUGUAUGCGUGGGCUACUUUUGCAUCUUUGGGUGUCUUACAAAACUCCAAUCUUACCAACAAAAAGUUUUUAGCAGCUUAUCCUCUCUUUUUAUUUUACUUCUCCUUGUCUUGGAUCAUCUUUUUAUAAGUUGGAUCCAUUUAUCUAUCCCUCUUUGAAUGGUUUUUCUACUACUAAUUUAUGAUUUUAUAUACAUUAAUAUGCAUUCUAAUUGGAACAUAUUCAUCAUGCUAUCUAAUCUGUGUCCAUCAUAAAUUCUAAUCAAGUUUAAUGACUUUGAAUCCGCAAUGCGUACUCUUGUUGAGCGUAAGUAUUAAUCUGCGAAAUGAGUCUCACUUCUCUUUCCAAAACGUUCAAACGAUGAGGAACAUUUUCCUGCUCCUGCUUCCGAAGCAUUUCAUAACACGCAAGAUUCCUUUUCUCUGUCUCCAAGGCUUGGUGCGCAUGGGAUAUCUUUGAAAGUAAAAAGCUAGACCUCUCUAACAGAUUCUGUAGACGUUCCCCAACUGCAUUUUCCAAUUUAUUACAGGAAACAGCAUCUUGCGCGAGAAUUUUGUGAAUUAUAGAUGUGUAGAUCUUUUCAGCAGAUUGAACAUCUUCGUCAUCUUCCUCAUAAACAAUUAAUCCUGGCAAUAAAUUUGAUGUGUUAUGAAUAGAGUCGUGAAUUUCCAAGAAGUCUUUAUCAAAUGCAUUCUUUUCUAACCUGUUUUGUUCUGAUUCCAUUUCCUGUAAUACCAUUGUUUUACACUUGUCCAAUUCAGCAUUAGAUAAUUCUUUCACUGGCUUAGCUUUUUCUCUCAUUCUAAUGCUGCUCGUAGGAUGACUAAUACCAUCUGAUGCAACGAGUGCAAACAAUUCUUGAAACACAAGGCCUUCCGCAGGCGAGUCACUUUUGCACGCCCGUUUCCAUGAAGAUGGUUGAAUCAAGUUGGGUCUAGGAAGGCCUUUCUGUAUGACUUGCGAUUGGCGCUCUUGAGCUAAUCGAUUCAUAUAUGUCAAGUGUUCCUGAAGCCGACGUUCACGAUCAGCAGCAUCUUCUUCAAACUCUUCCUGCGGCAACUGUUCCUUUUCGUCAGCGAAUCUAGGUUCCAUUAAUUCAUAGUCGUCUCUGGGCUUUGGUAAUUUGGCAAAAAGACUCAUAAUUGUCUUUGUUCUAAUUUUUUUUGCUUUUGUAUCUGCAAUAGCCUGAGCAUUUUGAGUAGCUUUGUUGAUCGCAAACGUAUCACGUGGUGUGCGAUAGGGAGUAGCUUGACUGUAAGGCAAUCCAUCAACAGCUCUAGUAACAGAUUGAGCGGGAUGUUCAGGCUCAACACCAGCAAAUCCGGUGCCUCCAGACUGUAACGGAGUGUUUUCCUCCCCUAACAAUGAUGACUGUUCUCGAUUUUUUAAUAGUUGGUUUCUCGCUUCAAUCAAGAGUGCAUCUUCUUUUCCUUCUAAAGCACCACUUCGGGGAGUACGUAGCUGCGUCGUUCGUUCGAGUUGAGAGUAAUUACCUACCAACCCAGUACUAUGGCCUGCUGCUGGUGUCGUAUCAGUCAUGGAACGAGCGCGGUCACCAGCGAAUCCUAAUUUGACAACCUUAUCUAGCUCAUUUUCACUGACCUGUGGUGCUGGUAAAUUUAAUUUCCGUCUUUUGCUCAUUUGCUCGGCUUCUGCUAAACGUCUCAUUUUCUCAUCAUGAGCAUCAUUGUUGGGUCGUUUCACUUUCUCAACAGGUUUCGGCCUUUCAAAAUGGCCGCGAUCAUUUAAGCUUUCUUUACUCUUCUGGCCACGUUCAAUCAGCUUACGAUUUUCAUUUUGCCUUUCUCGCAAAUUUCUAUGCUCCUCUUCAGAAGUAUCGUAAAAUCCGAUUGCAGGCUUCUUCUCAAACGGGAUCGAAGCAUUGUAAUCCAUUUCAUUUUUCCUUCUUCGAAAUAGUUUUAUGCUAUAAAAUGGGUUAGUUGAGUUACUUCAUAAUCUUAGAAUAAUUUCUUACUUUACACCAGCAGCUUUUAGUUCGCGGCGCUUUUGCAAUUGAGAAAGCCGUUUUGUAAGUUCCAAUUGCUUUUCACGAUCCUUACGCUUGGCCUUUUUUCCUUGUGUAUUUGCAAGACGAGCACGAGCUUCACUCAGCAUUUCCUUUUCAUCUUCAUCCAUAUCAAUAGCAUCUGGUAGGGCCGGCAGCGUUUCCAAAUUGGGCUCAGCGUCUCCAAAGCGAAGUCGAGAAUUUGGAUCAUUCACAGGAGGAGCAGCUUCUGCACCCUCUCCUGUAGUAAGUCCAAGCUGUUCAUUUUCCCGAGCUUCUAAAUCAUCUAAAAGUUUCUGAUAUCUUUCUAGACACUGAGUAGCAGUACGACCGACAAUGGGAGCGAUCGUUCGCCAUUGUGUUGGCAACAGCUUUGCCAAGUGCAACAGUUUUUCGUCUUCUUCACGGCUCCAUUCUGUCUAAAUUUACAUAAACGUUAGUAUCUAUUUGUUUUUGAAACUUCUAUACACCCCUAUUAAGGGAAGGACUUCUUCACAUCCAAAGAAGGGGAGCAUAGAAAGGAGAAAAGCGCUACCUUUUUUAUACUAGGAUCAAUCCAUUCAUACCAGCGAGCCUUACACUGCUUGGGUGUUUUGCGAACCAACAAAGAGCUGAUUCGAGCCCACUGGUUUUUUCCGUAUUUACUAACUGCCGCCUAAAAAUAGUUAGUAUAUGCACGAAAGAAGGGUAAAAAUGAGCUAGCUCUCUUACCUUUAAAAUCUCAUCCUGUUUGCCAAUUCGUUAGUAAUUUCCUCAGUGAAUAAAGUAAUCUUUCUGUAUACCUCUGUGUUUUUCCAGGCACCUGAAGCGUUAGCAAACAUAUUUGUUAAAUAAAAAUCAC
Molecule: messenger RNA, 3522 nt
Organism: Schizosaccharomyces cryophilus OY26
Lineage: Eukaryota; Fungi; Ascomycota; Schizosaccharomycetes; Schizosaccharomycetales; Schizosaccharomycetaceae
Product: rab GTPase binding protein
Exons: 1
Coding region: 128-805 (225 amino acids)
Biological process (GO): endoplasmic reticulum to Golgi vesicle-mediated transport
Cellular component (GO): membrane; trans-Golgi network
Source: RefSeq, a predicted model, not a curated record